Molecule: messenger RNA, 1605 nt
Organism: Amaranthus tricolor (Joseph's coat)
Lineage: Eukaryota; Viridiplantae; Streptophyta; Magnoliopsida; Caryophyllales; Amaranthaceae
Product: ribulose bisphosphate carboxylase small subunit, chloroplastic 3
Exons: 3
Coding region: 854-1396 (180 amino acids)
Source: RefSeq, a predicted model, not a curated record
UCUUCAUACGUUACAAAUUAUUUAAAAUUACCCUUUACUUUAUACGAAAUAUAUAUAUAAAAAAAAAUAAGCUGAGUUGAAACAUAAUGUAAGAAUAAGAUCACAUUAUUAUAUCGCAUCGUUUAAUAAAGUUUUUCGAGUUCAUUGUGAUUAAAUGCAUUCAUUGCAAAAUCUGUUUUGCCAACCAUUACCGUGAGUAUGUGACUGUGACCAAACAGCUAGUCUCUUGAGAGACCGUCUUUUUAAGAUACGUUACUCAAGCCCAGUCCAUUAAAAUUUAAUGUCUAUAAAUAUUAUUUUUAAUGCCUACUUACUGUAUCUUUAAUGUCUACUGAUAAUAUAUUAAAUGCCUACUUGCAUUAUUUUUAAUGCUUACUUAUAAUAUUUCAAAAAUAUAUAAUAGGUCGGCCUAAUAUAAAUGAUCUCUUAAAAAGAUCGUCUCUCACGAGAAUUUGUGAUGACCGAAACCCUAUUUUACACAAAUGAUUGGAAAAUAGGUAGAAAAUGACUUUAAAAAUGUUUUGUAUGUGUGGGCACAAUAUGGGUAUGUUGAUAUAUGUUACCUCCACUUCACUAAAUUAUAUCCAAUCAUCUUGAAAAACCACAUCUCUAAAUUUGUAAAAGUGUAAAGACCAUACCUUAAAAAGAUAAGCUUUAGUAAAUUGUACCAACCAAAUUCUAAAACCACAUCUCAAAAUCUCUUAAACAUUUACACACCAUUCAUCUAAGAGAUAAGCUUAUGUUACUUUAUUCACAACCUUUCCUAUAAAAUCACACGUUUUUCUUCAUUCAAAGAAGUUAAGAAAAGAUCAAAAAAAAGAAGCUAAGAAAGACAAACAUAUAAUAUAAUAGAAUGGCGUCAAGCUUGAUGAGCAACGCUAUUACCGCUGUCGCCGGAGCUAGUGUUGCUCAGGCUAACAUGGUGGCACCAUUCAAUGGUUUGAAGUCUAUUGCAAGCUUCCCUGUUACUAGGAAGAGCAAUGACAUUACUUCUAUUGCUAGUAACGGUGGAAGAGUCCAAUGCAUGCAGGUAUGGCCCCCAGUUGGUAAGAAGAAGUUUGAGACCUUGUCUUACCUUCCACCUCUAACUGAGGCACAAUUGUUGGCUCAAGUUCAAUACCUUCUCAACAAGGGAUGGAUUCCUUGCAUUGAAUUUGAGUUGGAACACCCAUUUGUCUACCGUGAGAACCACAGGUCACCAGGAUACCAAGAUGGUCGCUACUGGACCAUGUGGAAGUUGCCCAUGUACGGAUGCACUGACCCCGUCCAGGUGGUGAACGAGGUGGAGGAAACCAAGAAGGCUUACCCAAGCGCCUUCAUUCGUAUCAUCGGAUUCGAUAAUGUCCGUCAAGUGCAAUGCAUCAGUUUCAUUGCCUUCAAGCCCGCCGGCUACUAAUUGAAUGUCAUAGGCGGCUCUAUAUAUAUGCUUAGCUUUAGUUUGUGACUGGUUUCAUAAACUAUGUAUCGUAAGCAUAAUUGUUAGAGAUCUUUCAAGAUUUUUCGGCUUUAGAAAUUCAUGUUUCUUUGGGUUGGUUUCAAUCUUGUUGUUGACAAGUUCAUAAAUAAGAAAUGUUAAUGUAAAGGCUAACAACUUGUUCAUGACAA